Molecule: messenger RNA, 1365 nt
Organism: Rubroshorea leprosula
Lineage: Eukaryota; Viridiplantae; Streptophyta; Magnoliopsida; Malvales; Dipterocarpaceae
Source: the annotation of a GenBank genome assembly
AAUGUAAAAUUUCUUGAGGAUGGAAAGCUGGAAAGCUGGAUUUUAUAGCCAAAUUUCUUGAGGCUUGCCCUGAAUGCAUCACUGAUGUGACCAUUCAAGGCCAGACUGCCAUACAAAUCGCCGCUGAAACAACAACUUUGACACUUUGGAACUCCUAGUCUGUUGGUUUAGAAAGACCACCCAUAAGUACAGCGUCACGUGGAAGGAACAAGUUCUGAACAUGAAGGAUCGAGAAGGAAACACAGUUCUACAUAUAACUGCAUUCAAUAAUCACCUCCAGAUGGUAAAAUUGUUGCUAAAAAGUAACAUUUGCAAGAACGAAAUCAAGUUGAACGGCCAAUCAGCUAUGGAUGUGUUACAAGGGCAAGUCAACAACAACGAAACCGCUGACACUCUUCGUGGAGUUGGAUGUGUAGAAGCGGCAAGAAUUCUAGCACGUCGGACAUUAGCGGACUUGUUGAGAUAAAAAACGUCGUGGUUGGAAACAUUCCAAAGAAACAUGGCUCGUCAUAAUAUCAGAAACAUUCCAAAGAGACAUGGCUUGUCAGAAUAACAAGAUAUCUAGUGACAUGAGGAAUGCUAUGCUGGUAGUAGCUGUCCUGAUCCUAACAGCUAGCUACCAAGCAAGUCUUAGUCCACCUGGAGGUGUUUGGCAGGGUAACAUUGAUUCUGGUGGCAGUAGCACCACUGACAAAGGAAACAUUGAUUUUGGUGGGGUUAAUUUCAUUGAUCCCUGUAGCAGUAGCACCACCGACAAAGGAAACAUUGAUUUCAGUAACACCACAACCUUCAGUAGUGUAUCGCCUUUCACUAAGAGUAGUAAUAAGCUCAGGCUUGAAAACAAAAACCCUUUCUCUGGAGUUAGAAACAGAACCUUUCACUGACAGUCCUAACAAGGUCGGGUUCAACAACCAAAAAACCUUUCCCUGAAAAUUCGUAGUAAUAAGGUUGGUGUCAAAAACAGAAAACCUUUCACUGACAGUAGCAGUAGUGAUAAGGUUGGGGUUUCAGUCAUGUGAAACCCUGGUUUUGCUUACUUCUAUUCUAUAAAUGCUGCAACUUUCAUGGCAACGACCUGCCUAAUGUUUUUCCUGCUUCCUGAUGAAGCCAUAAAUCUGCUUACAAUACCAGUCCUAUUAUUCAUUCUCUGCUACUUGCUAUCAAUGAUAUACCUAGCUCCAUUUUCAUUUUGUACUUUGAUUUUCCCCUUUGUCCCUGCACUUUCUCCUAUCCUUGUUGCUACUGUCAUCUUCUUUAUUGUGUGUGCACCUAUGUUUUUGGACCUAUCUCUCCGAUCCCACAGGAGUUUGUUGUAAUCUUGAUGAAUGCUAAUGUUCCUCCUCAAAAUCAAGAAUUUUGUGUAUA